AUGUUUCAGCCUUCUCAAGCCCUGCUUAAAACCCCAACUGGUAGUGAUAGAUUGAGUGCCCUUUUAGAUGACAUUCUGCGUCACAUUUUGUUAUUCCUUGCAACAAAAGAUGUUGCAGCCACCUCCAUUCUGUCCACAAGGCGGAGAAAUCUUUUUAUUUCAGUUCCUGAUGUCGAUCUUGAUGUUGGUACGCUCCAAUUAACUGAGGCAACUGAUCAGAAUGACAUUGAAUGGUUAAUUUUUGCUGCAAUUUCACUUGUUGUCCAAGAACUUGAGAUUUUGAUGGCAAUUGAUCAGAAUGUACUCUAUCUAUUUCUUCCUAGAGUAUUUACAUGCAAAAAAAUUGUUACGUUGAAACUGAAUGCGGAGGUGGUUAUGAUUGUCCCGGAUUCAGUGUCUUUGCUGAGGCUUAGAGUGCUUCGCUUGCAAGCCUUCGGAUUGGUAGGAGUUUCUGUUCGUAGGCUUAUUCAGGGUUGUCCUUUGCUUGAAGAAUUAGUUUAUAGAGAUCAUGAGAUGAUUAUGGAUUCUCCCAUUCUUAAAUAUUUCAACUACAGAGGCCUUGGGUUCAAAGUAAAGGUCAUGCAAUACCUCAUGUUUCUUGCUAGAGCUGCAGUAGAAGUUAAGUUUCUUCAUGGUGGAAGAAAUGGAAGCAACUUGCUUUCCCGUAGACAUCAUGCUUUUGAGUUUGUUCGUGAGUUGCAAAAUGUGAAAUCACGUAAUAUAUCUCACUUGAGUCUGAAGUGUAGCAAGUCUCGUCAAGCUUACCUGAAAAAGCCCCUAAUCAUGAAGUGCUAA
Coffea arabica (coffee) is the source of this 795-nucleotide messenger RNA. Its product is annotated as F-box/LRR-repeat protein At4g14103-like. NCBI's taxonomy places the organism in Eukaryota, Viridiplantae, Streptophyta, Magnoliopsida, Gentianales, Rubiaceae. The record is from RefSeq and is a predicted model, not a curated record. Gene Ontology annotation, molecular function: protein binding.